Camelina sativa (false flax) is the source of this 2080-nucleotide messenger RNA. RefSeq lists its product as uncharacterized. Lineage: Eukaryota; Viridiplantae; Streptophyta; Magnoliopsida; Brassicales; Brassicaceae. The record is from RefSeq and is a predicted model, not a curated record.
GAAAGGGCUGAAAGAGGUUAAUCACUUAUCCACAUUAAAGAAAAACAUAGUCAAGCACAUAUAUAAAGAUAAUAUGCUUGAUAAGCUUCUUGGACGGAUCGCUGAGUUCGGGCUGCAGGGAUACGGCCACAAGGGUUACGGGAGCGGCCGUGGCUACGGGUUCGAGGAGCGCACGGAGUUUGUGGCUCAUGUGGAGUCAGAAGGAGGUUACUUUGACCGUCAAGCUCGCUACGACCAACGCAUAAGGCUUCCGGCCAACCAUGGCCGUCCACCCAUGUCUCACAUGCCUGUCUGCGAUGAAGAAGACUCAGACGUGGAGGACUUCUUUGAGAGCAAUCAGAGCCACUACACUAGCAACAACCACCAGUACAACCAACAGCCACCUCAUCGCAACUUGAUCAUGCCCCCAUCUCCUUACAACGGAAAUAUAGCAAAGAUGGGAAAGAUGGGUAACGGAUUGCAGGGGCAGCAUGAAGAAACACACCAGAGCGGGUACGGGAAGCACCAUGGUGGGCACGAGGUUCAAUACCAUGGUGAGCACGGAAUGCAGUACCACGAGAUGCAGGGGAUGAAGCACCAAAGCGGGCACGAAGUUCAACACCAUAGCAAGCACGAGAUGCAACACAACAAGAUGCAAGGAAUGAAGCACCAAAGUGGGCAAGAGGUUCAGAACCAUAGCGAGCACGAGAUGCAACACCACAAGAUGCAGGGGAUGAAGCACCAAAGCGGACACGGGGUUCAACACCAUAGCGGGCACGGGGUUCAGCACCAUAGCGGGCAAGAGAUGCAGGGGAUGAAGCACCAAAGCGGACACGGGGUUCAACACCAUAGCGGGCACGGGGUUCAGCACCAUAGCGGGCAAGAGAUGCAGGGGAUGAAGCACCAAAGCGGACACGGGGUUCAACACCAUAGCGGGCACGGGGUUCAGCACCAUAGCGGGCAAGAGAUGCAGGGGAUGAAGCACCAAAGCGGACACGGGGUUCAACACCAUAGCGGGCACGGGGUUCAGCACCAUAGCGGGCAAGAGAUGCAGGGGAUGAAGCACCAAAGCGGACACGGGGUUCAACACCAUAGCGGGCACGGGGUUCAGCACCAUAGCGGGCAAGAGAUGCAGGGGAUGAAGCACCACGAGAUGCAAGGGAUGAAGUACCAAAGCGGACACGGGGUACAAAACCAUAGUGACCACGAGAUGCAGGGGAUGAAGCACAAAAGCGGGCAUGGGGUUCAGCACCAUGAGAUGCAGGGAAUGAAGCACCAAAGCGGGCACGAAGUUCAACACAAUAGCAAACACGGGAUGCAACACCACGACAUGCAGGGGAUGAAGCACCAAAGCGGGCACGGGAUUCAACACCAUAGCGGGCACGGGGUUCAACAUCAUAGCGGACACGAGAUGCAGCAGCACGAGAUGCAGGGGAUGAAGCACCAAAUUGGACAUGGGGUUCAGAACCAUAGUGAGCACGGGAUACAACACCAUGAGAUGCAGGGGAUGAAGCACCAAAACGGGCACGGAGUUCAACACCAUAACGAGCAUGGGAUGCAGCACCAUGAGAUGCAGGGGAUGAAGCAUCAAAGCGGGCAUGGGGUUCAUCACCAAAGUGGACACGAGGUUCAACACCAUAGCGAGCAUGGGAUGCAGCACAAAGGCGGCCACGAGAUGCAGCACCAGGGCGGGCAUGAGAUGCAGCUGUACAGCGCACAUGGUAUGAAGCACCAAGGUGGGCUUGGGAUGCAACCGUACAACGGGCAAGGGAUGAAGCACCAUGACAUGCUUAUGGCUCCCCAGGUUCCACCACGUCAUGUGUACAUGAACCCAAACCAUGACAGUAGUGGAGGUCGUACAGUAGUGGUCGUUAACGCUACUGAGAAGUGGCGGCUCAGCAAUAACCGAAAAAUCGGGUGGGGGAGUAAGGGACUGUAGGACUCCACCUAAAUACUCUGCCUAUUCAUUUAACAAAGUAAUGAUUAUGUAUCCCAAGUAAUAAAUAUAUAAGAUGUAAUGUGUGUGAUGACUAUGUUUCAGUAUCGUACCAAAACCAACUAGGGGACUUUUAAUCCCCAAAAAAGUGUGUUUGUUUGAUAA